AUGGCCAGGCCACAGAGAACGCCGGCGCGCAGUCCCGACAGCAUCGUGGAGGUGAAGAGCAAAUUUGACGCCGAGUUCCGACGCUUCGCGCUGCCCCGCGCUUCGGUGAGCGGCUUCCAAGAGUUCUCGAGGUUAUUGCGUGCGGUACAUCAGAUCCCGGGCCUGGAUGUGCUGCUUGGCUAUACAGAUGCUCACGGCGACCUACUGCCCCUCACCAACGACGACAGCCUGCACAGGGCCCUGGCCAGCGUACCCCCGCCGCUGCGCCUGCUAGUGCAGAAACGGGCAGAAGCUGACUCCAACAGCCUGGUCUUUGCCUCCAACUCUCUGCAGCGGCGUAAGAAAGGUCUUCUACUUCGGCCAGUGGCACCUCUGCGCACCCGGCCACCCCUCCUAAUCAGCCUGCCCCAAGAUUUCCGCCAGGUUUCUUCAGUCAUUGAUGUGGACCUACUGCCUGAGACCCAUCGACGGGUGCGGCUGCAUAAGCAUGGCUCUGACCGUCCCCUAGGUUUCUACAUCCGAGAUGGCAUGAGCGUGCGUGUAGCUCCCCAAGGCCUGGAACGGGUCCCGGGCAUCUUCAUCUCUCGCCUGGUACGAGGGGGCCUGGCUGAGAGUACAGGGCUGCUGGCAGUCAGUGAUGAGAUCCUCGAAGUCAAUGGCAUUGAGGUGGCUGGGAAGACCUUGGACCAAGUGACAGACAUGAUGGUCGCCAACAGCCACAACCUCAUUGUCACUGUCAAGCCAGCCAAUCAGCGCAAUAAUGUGGUGCGUGGGGCAUCUGGGCGUCUGACAGGGCCUCCCUCUGUCAGGCCUGGGGCUGCUGAGCCUGACAGUGAUGAUGACAGCAGUGAUCUGGUCAUUGGGCAUCGACAGCCUCCCUGUUCCAAUGGGCUGUCUCAGGGGCCUCCAUGCUGGGACCUGCACCCAGACCGCAUCCUUCCCAGUGCCCGCAGCUCUCUGCCAUCCCUAGACGAUAAGGAGCAAGCCAGCUCUGGCUGGGGAAGGAGCACGCGAGGAGAUGGUAGUGGCUUCAGCCUCUGACACGCAAGGAAGCAGCCCCUUGCCAUGCCAGGGGACUUCCCCAGUGGGGGUUUUAGCUUGCUCACAGGGCCCUCUUGGUCUGGGGAGCAUUAAAGGUUUU
Molecule: messenger RNA, 1141 nt
Organism: Pteronotus mesoamericanus
Lineage: Eukaryota; Metazoa; Chordata; Mammalia; Chiroptera; Mormoopidae
Gene: PARD6A
Product: par-6 family cell polarity regulator alpha
Exons: 3
Coding region: 1-1041 (346 amino acids)
Biological process (GO): regulation of cellular localization; establishment or maintenance of cell polarity; centrosome cycle
Cellular component (GO): nucleus; cell cortex; apical plasma membrane
Molecular function (GO): protein binding
Source: RefSeq, a predicted model, not a curated record